UGAGCUACAGCUGGCUUCCUGUGGUCAUUGGGUUUCCCCUAACAUGAACCCUCUUACUCAAGACAUGUACUUUUAUUUGUAUUAAUCUCCACACCCAGUCCUCAAAGCAAAGAGGGAAGCCCCGGAGUCGACAGUAGAUCAGGCAAGCUGCAAAAUGAAUGGACACUGGUAACCUUUUCGGAGUGGAGUUACUGUUGUCGCCUUAAAAAAAAAGAGAUCAGCAGUUAAAGGUCAGUAUGUAAAUUUAUUAAAACAUCCUAAAAGCAAAACGUGUAUAAUUUCCAAAGUUCCAUCUGGAGAUCACAGAGUUUGACAAAAACAUUUACAUUUCAGCAGUUGGAUUCCUGAAUUUUUAUAAAAUGUAAAAAAUGAAGAUUUCAUUUGUGAAUUAUAUUUUGUUUUGUAACACAACGACUGCAGCUUCCUGUGGAACGUGUGUUUAGAGAUUAGAUGAGUUUGAUGGUGUUUAAAAAAGUUUGCACUUGUGUGCGUGCUCUUCAGUCUUUUCCACUUCUUAGUCAUUGUGUGAAACAGAACUAUUACAUAAGUUUUAAUAACUGACCAGAUUUAUUCAACAUGUGUUGUGCUCCUUCAUAAGAUCAAAGCAUUCUCUGGUUUAUUUGGACAGCCAGAGAACAUGCAACGAGGUGCUGGCUGGUUUUAAGAAACAUGGGAUGUUUUUAAUUUGAGCAUUUCAGCAAGUUCUGAUGAGACCUUAAAAAAUAAAGAAAGAAAAUGCAUCUGCUUUCCCCUUUUUUCUUGGACUUAUUGGAGCUGAAAAUGGCAAAAAAAAGCACAACAUGCAAUAAAUUGAAUAUAAUCUGUCUUUCAGCACACUUAAUAAAACCCUAAUAUCUGCGAAGAGGCAGCUCAUGGCCUUUCACCCCUCUUAUUAUGAUUACCACUUUCCACCCACAUUCCAGAAACAUCUUGUUUUGAGAUACUGUCACAGAUGAGAAAAUGUAUUGUGCAAUAUUUCGCAGCAUUGACACACAUUCACACCUCAAACACCUUAAUUCAACAUAUCCUGUUUCCUGCCUCUUUUUGUCCGUUGAAAAGUUGUGUCAGUUUCACAGUUGUCGAAGCCAAACUGAUAUUUCUUCAGAGGCUUUCCUGAUGGCAUCCAAUAUCACCAUCUCCGCCCAGUCGGCCUCCCCUCCUCUGUCCAUCGGUGCCCAGGUCGGCAUCGCCAUCCUGACCCUGGCGUUUGUGCUGGGCUUCCCCGGGAACCUGUUUGUGGUGUGGUCGGUGCUCUGCUGGGUGAAGAAGCGCUCGGUGACCUGCUUGUUGGUGCUGAAUCUGGCUCUGGCGGACGCCUCCGUGCUGCUCAGCGCCCCCCUGUUCCUGCGCUACCUGGCUGGAGGACGCGGCUGGGAGUUUGGCUCGGCGGCGUGCAAGCUGGUGCAUUACCUGUCAAGUGUGAACAUGUACGUGUCCAUCUACCUCAUCUGCCUGAUGAGCAUGGACCGCUGGCUGGCCGUGACCAAGCCCUUCCUGUCGCAGAGAAUGAGAACCAAGCACUCCCUGCUGGCUCUGCUGCUGGUGGUCUGGGUGCUGGCGUUCCUCCUGUCACUGCCGAUGCCUUUCUAUCGCAGUAAUCUGAGAAAGCCAAACAACCUCACGUAUUGUAUGCCGUACCAUUGGGACAGCGUGGGCCACCGGGUCUUCCAGUACCUCUUUGAGACCAUCAUGGGCUGCCUGUUGCCUUUCUCCCUCAUCAACACCUGCUACUCCUCCGUCAUCUGCCGUCUGAAAAGCGCCAAGUUCCAGCGCAGAGCACAAGGCAGCCGCCUCAUCCUGCUGAUCAUCUGUGCCUUCACAGUAUUCUGGCUGCCCUAUCACAUCGUCAACAUCAUAGAGGUGGUGGGUCUGUUGCAGGGCAGCCAGUCAGUGAUCACUGCGGCCCUUAAAGCCCGUCCCAACGUCACGGCCUUUGCGUACUUCAGCAGCUCUGUCAACCCCAUUCUCUACGUGUUCGCUGGCAGCUCCCACAUCCGCCAGGCCGGCCUCAGCUUCAUGGGCAAGCUCUUCGAGGACACCAACUCGGAGAGCCGGAGCACGUCCAUCUUCACCCGCAGCAGCCGCUCCACGGCGGACGAGAGCUCCGUCCUGAACACGCUGUCGACCAAACUGGGGAGGCCAUUCAAAGGCAAGAGCAAGAACCGGAGCAGCAGUGUGGCGGGCAAAGAGGGCGACGAGCCUGAACUCAAGACUCUGACCGGUGUUCAGCAGAAAGAGUAGCGCUUAAGCUCCAAACUCAAGCUGUCUUCCCUGGACUAUUUUUCUUAAUUAAAUGAUUCAACACAGACUCAUGGUCCCUGGAGGAUGAAUCAUAAUGACUUCACCACCAGAGGGUCAAAGUUUUCACUUAUCCAAUGACGUAUAAAAAAAAAAAAAACAUCUAUUAAAUAGAUCUGGCACUUAUUUUGUACACGCAUUCAUGUUCCCCAGAGGAUGAAUCCCAAAGGCUUCGGUGAUCCAGACUUUUGCCGGAGCGCCACCACGAGGUUGCCAUUUGUGGUUUUUGAGUGAAAUGCCUCGGCAACUAUCGGAUUGAUUGGCGUGAAAUUUGGUGUACACAUUAAUGUUCAUGACCAAAUACCUGUAGCGCAUUUAGCGACGUUCCCAUCAGCCUCAGCUGUACUUUGUGUCUAGUGGUAAUAAUCGAGCAUGCUAACACGCUAAAGUAAGAUGGUGCAUUUAGCUCAAAGCACCACUAUUCCUAAGUAUAUAGCCUCACAGAGCUAGCAUGCCAUUGGAGAAGAAAGGACUGUUCACAAAUAAAACCGUCACCCAGAAAACAUUCUUACUUGUGUUUGCUUGUUUUUCUAUUCAAAGCAGUGUACCAAUCAUCUGUUUGUAUAUUUUAUGUCUCUUUUGUAUUAAAAAGCAUGCCAAUUAAUUACAUAAUGAUAACCUAUAUUUGGAUAUGUAAAUUAUCAAAUAGAUUCUAGACGUGUUUUUACAUUUCAAAAACAAAAGACAUCAUUUGUUAACUUAAUAAAGCUUUCUAAAUAUUGAA
This is a messenger RNA of Anarrhichthys ocellatus (wolf-eel), 3022 nucleotides long. It is a transcript of the gene ltb4r, whose product is annotated as leukotriene B4 receptor. The coding region runs from base 961 to 2241 and encodes 426 amino acids. Gene Ontology annotation, cellular component: plasma membrane. The transcript has 3 exons. The record is from RefSeq and is a predicted model, not a curated record. Lineage: Eukaryota; Metazoa; Chordata; Actinopteri; Perciformes; Anarhichadidae. Gene Ontology annotation, biological process: inflammatory response; complement receptor mediated signaling pathway; positive regulation of cytosolic calcium ion concentration. Gene Ontology annotation, molecular function: complement receptor activity; leukotriene receptor activity.